GAAUAAGUUGACUGGUCGGUUCGAAAAAGGACUCGCUUCUGUCGCCUGAAAACAAUAACAAACCCACGUGAGGAGGAACCGGGAGUGUGAGGUCUAAGCGCGAAUUGUCAUUAUUGUUAUUUAUUUGUACGUGUUAUUAUCGGUGUCUGUAAGGCAAGGAUGAGGAUGCCGCAGGAGGAGGAACAGGAAGAGGGAAAGACUGAAGCAAAACAGGAAUUGUCAGGCAUAGUUCCAGAUGUUUCCGAAUUUGCACCUGUUGAGAAUCCAGGGCCGCUCUCCCUGGAGAACUUAGGACCUGACAAGGAGCUGUUUAUUGUCAGAAUGCCUCAUGGGAUGGUACAACCACCAAAACUAGCCAACGUGAACCUUACCCUUGAUAUAAAAAAGAAACGAUCCAUUCAGAUUGACAAUCAUUUGCUGAGUGUGUCUGCCUAUGAAUCAUCCACAGUGGGAUCAACACCAAGCCUUUUCCUUCCAGAUGAUGAUGGGGAGCUUCAUCAAGUUAAGUUGAACAUUACUGGGCAAAUAAUCCUGAAACAUGAGCCACUAAGUUCCAGUGACAAAACAACAAUAGAUAUAAACAAUUUGAGGGCAGUACGGCAUCAACCACCUUCAGAUAUACGAGAGAGAAAUUUCUUGAGCAGGUCAAAAACUGAGAAAAGAACUCUAGUACAAGCAACAGAGGAGGAAACCCUAGAAGGGAACUCAAAGAAGAAAAAGAAGAAGAAGAAGAAGAAAAGGCAAGAAGAGGCUGAGAUUGAAGAAAAUAUGGAGGUGGAGGAGGAGGAGGAGGCAGUCAGCAAAAAGCCUCCCAAAAAGAAAAAGCACAAGAGACAAAGUCUACUGGAAGAAGAGGCAUAAAUUGUUUCCUUUUUUCAUCCUCUUUCCUAUCUCUACAUUUGCUUUGAAUUCCUAUGUUGUUGUUUUUUCUCUUCCCAUUCUUUCCAUAUUACUUGCUUGACUGUCAUAUAAUAAAAACAGUAUAUUA
Messenger RNA from Penaeus monodon (black tiger shrimp), 988 nucleotides. RefSeq lists its product as uncharacterized. The transcript is spliced from 5 exons. The coding region runs from base 160 to 861 and encodes 233 amino acids. The record is from RefSeq and is a predicted model, not a curated record. NCBI's taxonomy places the organism in Eukaryota, Metazoa, Arthropoda, Malacostraca, Decapoda, Penaeidae.